This is a messenger RNA of Ixodes scapularis (black-legged tick), 551 nucleotides long. RefSeq names its product 2-iminobutanoate/2-iminopropanoate deaminase-like. The transcript has 7 exons. Lineage: Eukaryota; Metazoa; Arthropoda; Arachnida; Ixodida; Ixodidae. Gene Ontology annotation, molecular function: deaminase activity. Gene Ontology annotation, cellular component: cytosol. The coding region runs from base 1 to 447 and encodes 148 amino acids. The record is from RefSeq and is a predicted model, not a curated record.
AUGCACCCUUUGCCUUUUCCGCUUUUGCUGAUGUUUGGUGUAGGUGUGCUCCUCGGCAUAGCGGCAGACACAACCCGACAGGCGAUCGCUAAUCAGGUGCCUCCAAAAGGUCCCUACAGCUACGGCAUCCGCGCAGGUGCCACCACCUAUUCUUCUGCCAGCGCUGGGUUCUACCCCAACACAACUAAACUCGUGCCGGGUGGAAUCGCUGCGGAGACGCGCCAGGUCCUUAAAAAUCUUCAGAGUACGUUGGAGGCCGGUCGGAUGAACUUCACCAAUGUCGUGAGCACGAGAGUGUUGCUGGCCAACUGGAAGGACUACGACGCGAUGAACCAAGUGUACCGCGAAUUCUUUCCAGAAGACUAUCCUGCCAGGUCGGUGGCCCAAGUCGGGUUGCCAGCACCGGGUUCUCUCGUCGAAAUCGAGGUCGUCGCAGUGAAUGGCUAACGAUGAAUUUCGUCAACUCCGGCUUCAGGAAUGAUCGUUUCGAAUUCCUAAACCCUACUAAAGCUACAGAAAGCGACUGAUCAUUGCUAAUUGCUUCUGUGUUA